Drosophila rhopaloa is the source of this 3642-nucleotide messenger RNA. RefSeq names its product serine/threonine-protein kinase PITSLRE (gene Pitslre). The transcript has 4 exons. The coding region runs from base 580 to 3492 and encodes 970 amino acids. Gene Ontology annotation, biological process: protein phosphorylation; regulation of mitotic cell cycle. NCBI's taxonomy places the organism in Eukaryota, Metazoa, Arthropoda, Insecta, Diptera, Drosophilidae. The record is from RefSeq and is a predicted model, not a curated record. Gene Ontology annotation, molecular function: cyclin-dependent protein serine/threonine kinase activity; ATP binding. Gene Ontology annotation, cellular component: nucleus.
CGCCAUUUUGUUUUUGCGUGCUGUCAAACGCUGAAUUUCACAUUUCCACCACAUAAAAACGCAGACGACUUUUAUUCAAGUGCGUGAGAUACCACCGAAAAACGUUGCUAAAUCACUUAAAUGCUGAUUAACCGCCAACCAAACGAUUGAACACAACGGCAGCAAGGCAAACGCCGCAAAAACCUGCCGAAAAUUACGUGAAUCAGCAUCGCAAGGGCAACCCGUGCAAUUGGCAAAAUUUUAAUCUGCGAAGACCGCGCUGCAAUAUGGUCAAUUCGUCUGGCAGCGAAGAUGGCCAGUUGAGGAGCCCCAACGACGGACAUUAUCACAGGCCAAAAAGUGUGUACUUGUCCCAUGACCGAGGCGCGCGAUGGCCAACAACAAUACCUAAUAAUUAUCAUAAUAAAAAACCAACAAAGCUAUUAUAAAAACCAAAACCAAAAUGAAAACGAAAGAAAAAGUGCAAGCAGUUAUGCAAAAUUCGAGUUUAAAACUGUGCACCUGCAGUGUCAACGGCAGACAGGACCGAAUCUUCUCAAGCCAACCACGCUAAUCUCGCUUGACCCGCUGGCUCAUUAAAUGUGUUCCGAGAAUCAAAUACCAAACACCAGAGAAUCGAGAUCCGAUAAGCUCCGAACCGAUCGAUCGAUCCGAGCUCUCUCAUGUGCUGCUGGCGGUAAAUUCCGUGGCGAGGAUGAGGAGCACGAAGCGGACGCCGAUUCUCUGUACAUACAACCACCGCAAGCGAGCCGUGAAAUGAGCUCCGGGUCCAGGCGUGACAAGAAGAAACAUUCCCGCGAACGUCGGCGCCACAAGGAUCGGGAAGAUGUGGGCGGCGGCGGAGGUCUAGGACCGGAUCGUGACCAUCGCUACGAAUAUCGGAAUAGGGAGGAACACUACCACCACCACCAUCGCGAAAGAGGCGGCAAUGUAGCCGCCGCAUAUCCGAAACACCACCUGGGCCACGCGUACCACUACCCACAGCCGCCACAACAGCUGCAACAGCCCUUGCCGCCGGCUCCCAGCUAUGCUGCCCACCACCACCAUCAUCAUCAGCAUUUAAGCGGAGCCCGAGCCGCCCCCCGUGGCGAUUACCAUUCCUAUCCGUCGGGCUAUCACUCGAGCAGUCGCCACGGCGACUAUCCCAUGGAGGAGCCACCGCGACGGGGCAGUAAAUACGCGGACAGCAAGGAUGCGGAGAGUCUGGAGCAAGAUCUGCGUUCCAGGCUGCUUAAGAAGCGGCAUAACUACGUUAAGGAUUACGAAACGGAGGAGAACUACGAGCAUCGCGUAGAGAGGAGUGAGCGGAGGGAGGCUGGACGCAAGGAACGUGAGCGAACUGGACGGAGCAGCCACAAGCAAAACCGUCACGAACGCGUCAUCGAACUGCUGGACAGUCCCGACCCUGAGCACCAGCAUCAGCACCAGCACAAGUCGCAUCGGAGCAAGUGGCGCGAGGAGGUCGAGGUCAACAGAAGAAAGGAGUCCGAGGACAUGGAGUUGCUGGCCCGCAGGGAGAAACUGCUCGCUGCUGAGCGCGAUAGCCGCCAGCGGAAGCAGACAGCUCGUGAGGAACUGGAAGCUCGCCGGGAGUUGCUCCGAGAGCGUAACGAGCACAGUGACGCACUAAGUCCGACGGCAGUGGCAGCAAGUGUAACCGCUGGCUUAAAUAUUCAAGUCAAAAGGAAAUCCAAACCGGACAACUACGAGAAACAGAUCAAGCACAAGAAACGGCGAGAGGAGGAGGUGGAGAUCAUCCGGGAUGAAGGGGAGGACGAGGAAAGCGAAGAGAGCGACUCUAAUGAGGAGGAUCCCGAUGAAGACAGCGCAGAGAGCGGCACAGAAUCAGGCAGUGAUGAAAGCUAUGCUAGUAAAAAGAAGAGCAAGAUAAAAUCCAAGCCUCUGCUUGAGGAUGACGACGAGGAUCUGCCCUUGCCCGACAGUCCACUCAGCGUGGGAGAGCUCUACAAGUCACCCAAGCAGCGUCAGCGGUCCCGAUCUUUAAGCUCAAAGAGCAGCUCACAGUCCAGUCACAGCAGUCGCUCAAGAUCUCGUUCCAGGAGUCGGAGCAGCCUGGAGGAUGAGGAGGAUCGGCGAGACGCAGGAACAGCUGCAUCACCCAGUAGCAGUACUCGUAGCGAAGAGCGCGGGAUGUCCCAGCAGCACCAGGAAGAGAAACCUGAGGAUAAACUCAAGGACAAGGCUCAGAAAUCGCUAGAGGAGCAGACUCCGUGCGACGACAAGGGUGUGCCUCUGCCCAACUAUUAUCCCGGUGUUCAGGGCUGCCGCUCUGUAGAAGAAUUCCAGUGUCUCAAUCGUAUCGAAGAAGGAACUUAUGGCGUGGUAUAUCGAGCUAAGGAUAAAAGAACCAACGAAAUCGUGGCCCUCAAGCGACUUAAAAUGGAGAAGGAAAAGGAGGGUUUUCCCAUCACAUCACUUAGGGAAAUCAACACCCUUCUUAAGGGUCAACAUCCGAAUAUCGUAACCGUUCGCGAGAUCGUUGUCGGCUCCAACAUGGACAAGAUCUUCAUUGUGAUGGACUAUGUGGAGCAUGACCUAAAGUCUCUGAUGGAGACGAUGAAAAACCGCAAGCAGAGCUUUUUCCCUGGAGAAGUCAAGUGCCUGACGCAGCAGCUCCUGGCGGCGGUGGCCCAUCUCCAUGACAAUUGGAUAUUGCAUCGCGACCUAAAGACCUCCAACCUGUUGCUCUCCCACAAGGGCAUCCUCAAAGUGGGCGACUUUGGAUUGGCUAGAGAGUAUGGCUCGCCGAUUAAGAAAUACACCUCGCUGGUGGUCACCCUGUGGUACCGUGCCCCCGAGCUGCUCCUCUGUUCGCCCGUUUACUCCACCCCCAUCGACGUUUGGUCGGUGGGCUGCAUUUUCGCCGAAUUCCUGCAGAUGUUGCCGCUCUUUCCGGGAAAAUCGGAAAUCGAUGAGCUUAACAGGAUCUUUAAGGAAUUGGGCACCCCCAAUGAGAAGAUCUGGCCCGGCUACACUGAGCUGCCCGCCGUGAAGAACAUGCUGUCACAGAACUCGCAGUUCACAGAGUAUCCUGUCUCGCAGUUGCGCAAGCACUUCCAGGAGAAGACUUCCGACAUGGGGCUUUCGCUGCUGCAGGGCCUGCUGACGUACGAUCCAAAACAAAGACUGACCGCCGAUGCGGCCCUGAAGCAUGGCUACUUCAAGGAGAUGCCACUGCCCAUCGAUCCCUCCAUGUUUCCCACCUGGCCGGCCAAGAGCGAGUUGGGAGCUCGCAAGGCGCAGGCCUCGUCACCCAAACCGCCGUCCGGUGGCUCACAGUUUAAGCAGCUGGGCCGCGACGAACCCAUCGCAGCCGUGGGUCCGGGAAACAAGCUCUCGUCUGGAAUUAUCACCGGGAACAAGAAGAGCCACGGAGCUGGUGGCUCGUCGGCCAGCACCGGAUUCGUCCUCAACUCUGGGCUCACGCAACGCCAGCUGGCCAUGGGACCGGGAUUCAGUCUAAAGUUCUGAUUGGAAGUUGGAUUCUGUGUGUUUUUAGCCAAUUACGAUUACGGUAUGAUUAAUUGUUAUGUAUAGUUAGCGAUGUAAGUGAAAAAUUUCGUUUAAUUGUAUGUGUAAAAAUAUUGUUCCAUAUAUAAUUUAAAAAGCCAUACAAAACAA